AAAAAAAUAAAAAAAUUUACUUCAUAUUGGUUCUCUUUUUCUUUAAUGGGGAAAUCUCUUCCUUUCACAGGGAAACUCCAAGAACUCACCAAAAUAGCCUCUUCCCACCAACCUAAACGCUCAAAAGUAGCGCCUUUAAUUCCCCUUAGGCCCAGACAGGUCCGAGUUGACUCCCAGCCACUCAAGGUAAAGAAGAUGGAGGAUAGCUCGCUCUGUCUUGAUGGCCUGAAUGGUGUGCCGCUUUCCCAGGUAGUCUCCUUGUGCGCAAAACGGUGGUUUCAAGACACACUUAGGGAGGCCAAUGCUGGUGAUAUUGCCAUGCAGGUCCUUGUGGGUCAGAUGUAUUACAGUGGAUAUGGUGUUCAGAAAAAUGCCCAAAAGGGCUGUGAGUGGAUUAACAGAGCUUCAAAGAGUCGGGCGUCAGUGUGGAAAGUGAGUGAUAAACAUCCAGGUUAUAAUGCAAGUGACUCAGAUUCAGAUGAAGCAAAGCGGGAGGCAAAUAAUAGCAGAUAGUUAUUCUCAUUGAACUUGCAAAUGAGAAUCUGAGUUGCAGAACUGCUACAUUUCUUCCCAUAGGGGGUUCUAAAACCUCUCAGACAUGAAAAGUUUGAAAGGUAUAAACAUUAUGUGUAAGGUCAGCUAAGCUAACAUAAUCAAUUGUUUGUGCAUUUCUUUAUUUUUGGUAGUCUUAGAGUAUAUCCUUCAUCAACUGCUAUAUUGCAUCCAUUCAGGAAUCAGUAUUUAUAUUUCCACAUUAUCCAAAACCUGUUUCAAAGGAGCAAGACUGAAGUAGCAAGCUUUUGCCCCUAACUGAAACUUUAGUUUCUAGAGAUAUUCAUAGUUUACGAUGCCAAUUGAAUCUGAGAAUUUUAUCCUGUGAGCUAGUUACAGUGCAUCUUUAUCUUGUUUCUUUGGAAAUUGACUGAUUUUUCUUUCUGAAUGUUAACUUAAACUGUUGAAUGGUGGUUCAUUACUUAACUUUACCUACUAUCACCUUCUUUGCGCCCUUUAUGAUAUUUCUUUUGCUGACCCAAAAAAUAAAUUAAUUAAACUAAUAAAAAGAACAAGAAGAGGAGAAAUACUUCAGGAUGAUCAGGACACCUGAAUUUCUCUUUUAUUUUCAAAGUAACUGGCACACUUCAACUUUGCUCAUUCUGCAUGAUAGGCAAAUUUGAUUUACCUUUUGAUGGAUUACCUUAGAUGCAUUAAUGCAGGCUGAGGUUUGCAUCAAUCCCUUUAAAAUUCAAUGAUGCUUUCGUACUGCUGACUUAUGAGCACAACUUUAGUUAGUAGUUACCUAAUUUGAUUUGAUGGUGAUUAUUUUCCUCAUUGCAGCAACUUGGAAUAGUACUCCAAAUGCUUUUGCAUAUUGUGCAUCCUGAAAUAUAUUAUUAUCCUAGUUGUUACAUUGGCCCUAGGUAAGGUAUCAUGUCACUGUCCCACAUGCUCUUUGAUGCUUCCUUUUAUAUGCCUAAACUAGAUCAAGUAAUCUUUCUUAAGCUAAGUUGAAAGAGAUUGUGAACUCUCAGAAAACCAGAUUGGGAAUUUCAUUUAUUAGCAAUCAUUCACAGGGAUUUAUUAAAGGAAAAAAGGAAAAAGAAUGAAAAAAAAGAAUGGUAUUCAACUAAUUAGCAAGAAGCUUUUACCAGCUCAGAAGAGAUGAGGAAUUGUAGUGGCAAUGAUAAAGUGGACAAGUAAUCUUACCACUACCCAGGCUGACAUCCAUAUUACUUGGGGGACAAAUGGAAAUUGACAAGAAUGAUGAAUCAGGCACUAGCAUUUUAUGAUUUCACAACACAAACAAGUGUUAUUGCAAUCUUACUCGAAUGAUCUAGCAAGCUUUGAAAGAUCAAAUUUCAAAUGCUUCUCAUUGGGCAUCGAACUUCCAGAAUAUACUGAAUCGCGUUUAUUG
This is a messenger RNA of Hevea brasiliensis (rubber tree), 1912 nucleotides long. RefSeq lists its product as uncharacterized. The transcript is spliced from 4 exons. The record is from RefSeq and is a predicted model, not a curated record. Gene Ontology annotation, molecular function: protein binding. The coding region runs from base 46 to 513 and encodes 155 amino acids. Lineage: Eukaryota; Viridiplantae; Streptophyta; Magnoliopsida; Malpighiales; Euphorbiaceae.